AGUACCCUCCAAUUCCCGCAUUUACAAUUGUGUCUUCCAGUUGUUACAGAUCUGUCUUUCUGUAUAUAAUCACCAUUUCUUCAUUCUCGAACAAGAGAGCGCCAUGAAAGAAGAGAUACAGGGCUCGUCAGCUUCAUCAUCAUCUAAAAGAAGCUACUGGAGAUGGAGCAAGCGAGACUUCUUCCCAGAAAGUUCAUUUCAGAGCUUGGCUUCCUACAAGGCUGCACUCUCCCAGACUUGUCCACGUCUCACCGACCGCCUGCUCGCUCGCUCUUCCGACUCUAACGAGCUCCUCACACUACGCAAGGAGAGCGAGAACCCAAUGCAAAGAUGCCUCACAUGGUGGGACUUGAUAUGGCUCAGUUUCGGCUCUGUUGUCGGGUCGGGCAUAUUCGUCGUCACGGGUCAGGAGGCGCAUUUCCACGCCGGUCCAGCAAUUGUCCUCUCCUACGCUUUGUCAGGUCUGUCUGCUUUGCUCUCAGUCUUUUGUUAUGCAGAAUUUGGAGUUGAAAUUCCGGUGGCUGGUGGUUCUUUUUCUUAUCUUCGUGUGGAACUCGGCGACUUCGUUGCGUUUAUUGCAGCGGGGAAUAUUCUCUUAGAGGCUAUUGUUGGUGCUGCUGGAUUAGGUCGAGCUUGGUCUUCCUAUUUGGCUACUAUGAUUAAGAACAAUUCUGAUUUUUUCAGAUUUAAGGUAAAUUCUUUUGCUGAAGGGUUUAAUUUUUUGGACCCGGUUGCAGUUUUGGUGCUUUUAGUUGCUAAUGGUAUAGCAAUGAGUGGCACAAGGAGGACUUCUUGGUUGAAUUGGAUAAGUUCUUUGGUUACUGCUGGUGUGAUUGUGUUUGUCAUAGUUGUGGGAUUUAUUCAUGCUAAGAGUUCUAAUUUGGUGCCUUUUCUCCCUCACGGGGUAGAGGGUGUUUUCCAAUCUGCUGCAAUUGUUUACUGGUCUUAUACAGGUUUUGAUAUGGUGGCAAAUAUGGCCGAAGAAACUAAAAAGCCUUCAAGGGAUAUACCAAUUGGAUUAGUUGGUUCAAUGUCUAUGAUCAGUGUAAUUUAUUGCUUGAUGGCUUUGGCGCUGGUCAUGAUGGUGAAGUAUACUGAAAUUGAUGUAAAUGCUGCAUAUGCUGUUGCUUUUGGACAAAUUGGCAUGAAAUGGGCAAAGUAUUUGGUGAGUAUAUGUGCACUUAAGGGAAUGACCACAAGCUUGCUGGUUGGAUCACUUGGACAAGCUAGAUAUACAACUCAGAUUGCUAGAGCUCAUAUGAUUCCUCCCUGGUUUGCUUUGGUUCACCCUAAAACUGGAACCCCUAUUUAUGCUACUCUGUUGGUAACCAUACUUAGUGCCAUAAUUGCAUUUUUCUCAAGUCUGGAUGUUUUGUCAAGUGUUUUUUCUUUCACCACACUGUUCAUUUUUAUGCUUAUGGCUGUUGCAUUGCUUUUAAGGCGAUAUUGUGUGAAGGAUGUUUCUCCAGGGAAUGAUUUUGUUAAGUUUCUUGUUUGUCUGUCUGUGAUAAUUGGUUCUUCAAUUGGAGUUACAGCGUUGUGGAAAUCGAAUGUGAGAGGAUGGAUUGGGUACAUGGUGUCUGGGUUGCUUUGGUUUCUGGGGACUUUGGGGAUGGCAUUGCUUCCAAAGCAGCGUGUUCCAAAGGUUUGGGGCGUUCCUCUAGUUCCUUGGUUGCCAGCAUUGUCAAUCGGGAUGAACCUAUUUCUUCUAGGAUCACUGGGUUUUGUUGCCUUUUUAAGGUUUAUCAUUUGCACAUCCGCAAUGCUUGUGUACUAUCUGUUUGUUGGUCUUCAUGCUACUUAUGAUGUGGCUCAUCAGACUCCAGAAGAAUUGAAGAUUGAAGAUGGCAAAUGAAAAAGAAAGUCAAGGAAUGCUCAGUUGAUAACCAAGAGUCAUUCACCCAUUGAUUCAUAUGCUACUUAUCUUCGUAUCGGUAGAUGGGGUUAAUGUCUGAGUUCUAAUCCUCCAGUUACCCAAUUACGUAGGACAUUUGUUCCUCGCAAACAGCUAUUUCUUUGUAUGUUAGUUUGGUCUUGGUCAAUACAUUUGUGGUAUUGUUGUUGAUGCUGCUUAGAAAAUGGGAUGUUUGCGAUUCAAUCAAGAAAUGAUUUUCCAGUGAGAGCUGGAAUUCCUUUCACUUCUCCUGUAAUGGUGCUCAUCAUAUUUAGGUUAUGCUUCCUAGCACCUCGUUCAAAAUAUGUAUAUUAUAUACACUUGAUAGAUCCAGUGAAACAAAUGUAUUUGUAUUACCACUGAUAUGAAGAAGGAUAUUCUGUUGAUUUUGGCA
Molecule: messenger RNA, 2288 nt
Organism: Carica papaya (papaya)
Lineage: Eukaryota; Viridiplantae; Streptophyta; Magnoliopsida; Brassicales; Caricaceae
Gene: CAT8
Product: cationic amino acid transporter 8
Biological process (GO): transmembrane transport; amino acid transport
Cellular component (GO): plasma membrane
Molecular function (GO): amino acid transmembrane transporter activity
Source: RefSeq, a predicted model, not a curated record